Molecule: messenger RNA, 1423 nt
Organism: Humulus lupulus (European hop)
Lineage: Eukaryota; Viridiplantae; Streptophyta; Magnoliopsida; Rosales; Cannabaceae
Product: zinc finger transcription factor YY1
Exons: 6
Coding region: 209-1333 (374 amino acids)
Biological process (GO): regulation of transcription by RNA polymerase II
Cellular component (GO): transcription regulator complex; PcG protein complex
Molecular function (GO): DNA-binding transcription factor activity, RNA polymerase II-specific; RNA polymerase II cis-regulatory region sequence-specific DNA binding
Source: RefSeq, a predicted model, not a curated record
UUCAGGAAUGAAGCUCAAAGCCAUAGAAAGAGCCAAACCUUUAACACUUCUCCUUCUUCUUCUUCUUCUUCUUCUUCUUCCAUCUUCACCGUGAGACUCUAUCACAUCACAUGUUGAGCCCUAACCCUAACCCUAAACCGAAACCAAAAGUCGAAGCCUGUGUUGGUUCUCUUACAAGUUGACAAGUUUGAGCUUAGGAAAAACCAUAAUGGAGUCCCAUUUCAAUCACAAUCUUUUCGAGCGGCGCCCUAUUCUCAGGUCCAAGGCUCCUGCUGUUAAAUGGUUUAGAGAAUGGGUUCCCCAAGAUGUUGUGGCCACUGGUGGGAAGUGCUUUCUCUAUAAAUGGGUAACAGAGGAUACAUUAAAGUCUUUGAAAGAGAAAGCAAAAGAACCAGAGGUACCGGAACCAGAACCAGAACCAACUACAGAAGUACUUUUUCUUUGCAGCUAUGAAAGUUGUGGAAAGACCUUUAUUGAUGCUGGUGCUUUAAGGAAGCAUUCUCACAUCCAUGGGGAGAGACAAUAUGUCUGUCAUUACGAGGGAUGUGGAAAGAAAUUUUUGGAUAGUUCAAAGUUAAAGAGACACUUUCUUAUUCAUACAGGAGAAAGAGAUUUUGUAUGUCCUCAUGAAGGCUGUGGUAAGGCGUUCUCUUUGGAUUUCAACUUAAGAUCACACAUGAAGACUCAUUCGCAAGAGAACUAUCAUAUUUGCCCGUACCCGGAUUGUGGAAAGAGAUAUGCUCACGAGUACAAAUUGAAAAACCAUAUUUCGUCUCACCACGAAAAGAGUGGGACUGUGGAUGUGACAAAGUAUACCCCAACUCCACCUCCAGAGAAGCCAGCCAGAACGCCCAAGCCGGCUGCAGGAGUUUAUGGCUCUGCAUCCUCUGACCGCCCUUACGCAUGUCCUUAUGAAGGGUGCGACAAGGCUUACAUCCAUGAAUACAAACUAAAACUACAUCUGAGGAGAGAGCACCCUGGACAUACGUCUGAUGAGAAUGUUGAGAACCCCGCAAUCAAUGCUGCUCAUGAGAUAGAUGAAGGCAGUGACCAAGAUGCCUAUGGUGGAAACCGGGUGCAUAAUGGCAAAUCCCAGAAACAAAACAGGCCGAAGCCAAGUGUGAAGUUACCUCCUGUGAAAAUAGCGCAGCGGAAGGGCUCGACUCCACCCCCAGCUAGGGUGAACAUAGUGAAAAAACCAUGGCCGGUCAAAGAAGAAGUUUACGAGGAAGACAGUGAAGAAACGGAGGAAGACCGUGACAAUGUUGAAGAUGGUUGGAGAUAUGCAGAGCACAAUGAGGACGAUGAUGAAGAAACUGAAUAUGAAGACUAAUUUUUUUUUUCCUUUUGUUUUCUUUUUGGUUGAAAUUUGUUUGAACACAUUUUGAAGUGGCAAUAUUAUUAGGCUUAUUUUACUCCUCUA